Cylindrotheca closterium is the source of this 1224-nucleotide messenger RNA. Lineage: Eukaryota; Bacillariophyta; Bacillariophyceae; Bacillariales; Bacillariaceae. The record is from the annotation of a GenBank genome assembly.
AUGGACCUAGCCGCUACUACAUUGCUCACAAUAUGCAUGAUCGUUCUUACUGUUUCUUCCAGAACGACUUUGGCAUUUCAACCGUCGAGAGGAAACCAAAAAAACGCCAACCCAUUUUACCGUCGGGAAUCAACCAAACUAGAAGUCAAUGGUUUCUGGGAUGCCUUGCCGUUUGCUCCAAAGUACAAAGAGAAGCGAAGAGAAGAAGAUCUUGUCCAAGCUACUGAGUAUCUGGAACAGGUUUUGGAAGAGGCAAAAGCUUCCCUGGACGAAGCAAACUUGGCGUUGGCAGAUGCUGAUUCGGUACUAUCUCGGCAAAAAGAUGACGGCUCCGUUGUACUAUCUAAAGAUGAUGGUGGGAACGAUGAUUGGUCGUGCAUGACGGUACCCAUGCUCAAACAAUCACUAAAGGAUAAAGGACUGAAAGUAUCUGGGAAAAAAGUCGACUUGGUACGUCGUCUAGAAGCCUUUGAGUCGGAAAUGCUGGACGACACAACAAGUGGGGAUGAUACCGAAGAAAGUUUUUUGGAAGCCGACGGUUCGGAAGAGAUAGAGACAAUGGAAAGUGACACCAAGCAAUCUAUCGAAGACUUUACAGUGGUUGGGGGACAGCCGAACUUGGAUUUGGACUACUCCAGCAUGACGGUACCCAUGCUCAAACAAGCACUGAAGGAUAGAGGACUGAAAGAAUCUGGGGAAAAGGUCGACUUGGUCGGUCGUCUGGAAGCCUUUGAGUCGGAAAUGCUGGCCGACACAACAAAUGCUGAUGAUACCGAAGAAAGCGUUUUAGAAGUUGCGGAAGAAGCCGACGAUUCGGAAGACCCAGUGACAAUGGAGAGUGAUAUCAAACAUUCGAUUGAAGACUUUACAGUGGUUGAACAAGAACAGCCAGAGAUGGACUAUUCCAGCAUGACUGUGACCCAACUUAAGGAAGAGCUCCGUGCAUUGGAACUGCCAGUCGGUGGUAAGAAGGCUGACCUAAUUGCUAGACUAGAGUCACAUAAUGGCGCUCCGUCCUCGCCGACUACAAAACAAGAAGAUGAGCCAGAGCCUGCUGCUGUUGUUGUCGCUGUUGCAAACGAUGACAGCGCAGUCCAUGAAUCACCACCAGAUGUGGAUUACUCGGGUCAUACAGUCGCAAAGCUCAAGGUCGAGCUUCGAAAGAAAGGCCUCAAAGUCGGAGGAAAGAAAGAAGAGUUGAUAGAACGGCUGCAAAGUGCAUAG